Messenger RNA from Psilocybe cubensis, 2667 nucleotides. RefSeq lists its product as uncharacterized. Lineage: Eukaryota; Fungi; Basidiomycota; Agaricomycetes; Agaricales; Agrocybaceae. The coding region runs from base 1 to 2667 and encodes 888 amino acids. The record is from RefSeq and is a predicted model, not a curated record. The transcript is spliced from 3 exons.
AUGAGUAUUUCGCUCGGUGGUCUGGGCCUCUUGUCCGUCCGUAAUCCUUUCAAGGAAUUGGUCCAAAUCGUCCUGGGCAAGGGCGACCUCAGGUUCAUGUUCUGUCUUAUCGUUUUCGGGAUCGUAACUCUCGUCCUUGCAUACCUUACAAACCCAUCGGAAAACUCUUUUCGUGCAUAUCUCACAGAGCAAUCCUUUCGCCUGCAUCUCAGUCGUUUGGACGACACUGCCGACGACAACUCCAACUCCAAAUCCCCACAACGCUCCUCUUCCCAAACCCAGUUCAACCCCCCACUUUUCGCCGCAGAUGCCACUCCCUCUUUCCAUUUUGCAAACCGUGCUUCCAUCGCCCUUCGCACUCCCAAGCAUGUUUUUCACAGCUUUGCCAUCUUUACCAUAGCUGCCAUGGUCCCCCUUUCAAAGUCGUCGGAACGAGAAAAUCGGGAUGGUUGGAUGAUUUCAGAUUCUUGGUACAUUGGUGCCUUUGGUAAAUGGUGGCGCGGAGGCGUUUUCGAGGCUUGGUACCAAGAUGUCAUCGCGAGAACAAAGGACGAAGAAAGCUGGAGCUCGGGAAUCUUGAGCAUGAAAAGGCUCGAUAUGCUUCAAGAUUACAACGGCCCUACUUUUUCUGCUAAAAAUCUUCCCAGCCAUCUAUCUCGCGGAUCUCCACCAAGGCUCAGAAAUCGCGAUAGACCUGCGUUGCGGAAUGGCGCUGGACAGCCUAGAAGCUCGACUCCACCACCUUUGCCCAAAUCAGCCUCUCUUCCCAUGCACACGACCCGCAAGUCUUCUUCCAACACCACCGAACGACUCUGCGAUCACCCGGCUCCAGUCCAACCCCAGGCCCAUGCCCUCCUGAACGACUCACCCCGGCGCAACGGGGCAGCAGCGCCUUCGCGGACGUCAUCAGCCUUGUUCGAGCAUUCGCCCAUUAUCGCCGAAAUCCUGCGCCAGAUAUCCAGCACGAAAACGUCCGUUCUUGACCUCCGCACCCAGUUGACAGACUGCGAAGCCGCCGCCGCUCAGUCCCGAGCUGUUCUACAGCACGAGGUUGACACCCAUCGUAAUCGGAAGCGACAGGAAGACGCCGCAAAGCUCGAACUCAAAUCUCGGACAAAGGCUCUCGAGGACUCUAAACGUGGUGCAGAGUCUACAAAGAAAGACGCAGAAAAGAAACUCAAAGCUGCACAGUCGUUCCGCGACGGGGCCACUCAACGAGUCGAUUUUCUCAACAAAGAAAUUCUCAGACUGCAACAAAAUCUUGCCGAGGACCGGGACUUCAUUAAGCACCACAAGAGCGAAAUUUCCGACGUCGAGCGCGAGAUUAGCGAAAAUCUGGAGCAGAAGCGGCUCGAGAUCAAAAAGGCUGAAGAUCUGCUCUUGAUUCUCAAUCACCGGUCUAGAGAACUCGAAGAUAAGCUUGCAACGGAACGACAGAGACUGCAGGCCCUACGCGAGCAGUCCGAGAAGCUCAGGCAGAGCCGUACAUCUCCCGUCGCCCAUGCGUUUCCUCAAGAAGAGACCUGGGUAUCCAACCUGCACUCCGAACCCGGGUUCCCCCCGGGGCUUGCUGUAGACGGGUGGGAACCACCUUUUGUCCCGAUCCGGCAAUCCUCGAGUGGUGCGGACGACAGAGAUUCGUCUCGCAUCAUCGGCUCUGGUACUACAGUAAACGGUCAGAAUCUUUCAUAUUCAGGACACCCUCCCUACAUGCCAUUUAAUGAACGCCCGUCCCCUGAAAACAUCGAAACGCCGUCCGUUCACGUUUCAAAGGCAAAGGAAAUACCUAUUCCUUUUGUGGUUUCUAUGGAGUCGGCAACUGGUGUUUCAAAAUCUUUCCAGUCAGAUAGUGAUUCUUUCAUUGACAAAGAGUGGCGCGCUUCCUCCACGUCCUCUUAUCCGAGCCACUACCAGAAUGAUGACUUUGAGCCUCGCUUCCCAGUAUUAACUUCAUCUCCGGUAUCUUUACAUGGCCAAUCGGUAAAUCACCAAGAGAAUAGUGCUUACAAUUCGCGAUAUCUUUCUGUCCAAGACUAUGCCCAAGAUCAGCAAUUCGUCCAAUCGAUGGACAUGCAAAGCUGGGCGCCCUCGGAUUCUGAGCUAAAUACGUCCUUGGAUUCCCUGCCUGAACACUCUCCUCAAGCACAAAUGAACCAGAGCGUCUCGCGACGAUGGUUCGGAGGACUGGGCAGCAAAACCAAGUCUCCCAAAGGACUCAACCCGGACGCCAAGGAGUUCAACUUGUUCCGCAAACCCAUCGCAAGCCCAUUCACGGGAAUCCUGCCCACCCACAAAUCAUUCGACGCGCUCAAUCCAAACGGUCUAGGCACAAUCUCGUCAUCGUCUACUUCUUCCACUCUUCUGCGUGCCUUUGCACCUUCGCCAGCAGAGCGAGAGGCACUGCAACGCGCGCUUGGCGGAUCGACGAACACCAGCUUUGAACGAUUGCCCAGCUUGAGCGACGUCGGCAGCAUCCCGCCGUCCCCGACGAAUGGACACACGCUCUCUCUCAUCCCUCAGCGCCCCGGAAAGGAUUUUGGUAGUAUUCUGCCGGCUUGGCUCCAAGCGCUUCCCACCAGGAAGGCCAACUUUAGCCCUUGGGAUGAUGAAGAGCCUGUGCUGCCAGGAUCAAAGGACAGCACGACUGCCAACGCGCAAAGGACCUGA